GAAGAAGAAGAAGACGAGGAAGAAGACAGUCCAUGGAUUCCAAGGCUGAAUUUGCUGCAGCAUAUAAUGUUGUGUAUGAAGAUAUUGAACCAUUUUUUGAAUGGCAUACUGAUGAUGAUUUUCACGUCCUCGUUGUUAUGCUCCCAGGAUUUAGAAGGGAUCAAUUGAAGGUUCAAGUGACUUCGGCUCCGAUCUUAAAGAUCAGUGCUCAACGACAGAUCGGUGGGAACAGAUGGCGUCGUGUUUAUAAGGAAUUCUCGCUUCCUUCUGAUUGUGACCCCAACGACAUCACCGCCAAGUUUGAAGCCGGAACUCUGAAAAUCAAGUUUUCCAAACUCAAAACUCCAUCUGCCAAGUCCCCAGAAAGAGAUAAUGGCGAUGCUGAGAAAAAUGGUGAGGAUCAAGCAAAGCCAACGAGUGAUGGUGAUCAAGUCUCUGACGAAUCCCCAGAAGAGGAUCUGGAAUCAGCUGCAAGCGGAGAUGAUCUUACAAAGGAAACGGGAAAAACUGAUGGUGGGGUUAGUGAGAAAGACGCUGUUCAUCAAGAGGAUCAAGAAAAAGCCAAGAGUGGUGAUGAAGAAGAUUCUGGGAAAACCAACAAGAAAGAAAAGGAACCUGCAGCUGCAAGUGAUGAUUUUACAAAGGAAAAGGGGAAAAUAAAAAAUGGGGUUGAUGGUGAGAAAAAAGCUGUUCACCAAGAGGAUCAAGCAAAAGCAAAGAGUGCAGAUGAAGUUUCCGGGAAAAUACCAGCAGCCAAACAGAAAGAGAAGGAACCUCCUGCAGCAGCAGAAGCAGUAACAGAAGCUCCUGAUGGAAAGCAAAGAACCAAGAAAUUUUCGAGAUUUCAGACUCAUCUUCUAGAUUUCACUCUCAGUUUAAGGCCACCAUUACCUGCUGAUGAACAGAAGGAUUCUUAUAAAUAUAGGGAAGCUCUUGGUGAUUUUGUGGCAAGGUUGAAGAAAAUGAAGUAUUUGAUGAACCUACUGGUUGUAUUGUUGGUUGUGGCAUUUGUGCUAUACCUUAAGAAUGCACUCAAACCAUCUCUCGAAGGAUCAGAAGAAGAACAAGAGUUGUGAACAGCUUCCUGAUCACGCUUAUGUAUUUCAUUUGCAGCAUACACACAGCCAAAUGCAUAGGGCACACAAGAAAUGAAUAAAUCCAGUAAAAUAAAUAAGAUGAUUAAAAAGUUUUAAUUAUUCAAAAAUAAAGACUUUUGACAGUUGAAACU
Molecule: messenger RNA, 1228 nt
Organism: Neltuma alba
Lineage: Eukaryota; Viridiplantae; Streptophyta; Magnoliopsida; Fabales; Fabaceae
Product: inactive protein RESTRICTED TEV MOVEMENT 2-like
Exons: 2
Coding region: 33-1076 (347 amino acids)
Biological process (GO): cellular response to heat
Source: RefSeq, a predicted model, not a curated record